Messenger RNA from Nerophis lumbriciformis (worm pipefish), 3644 nucleotides. RefSeq names its product MFSD2 lysolipid transporter A, lysophospholipid b (gene mfsd2ab). The record is from RefSeq and is a predicted model, not a curated record. NCBI's taxonomy places the organism in Eukaryota, Metazoa, Chordata, Actinopteri, Syngnathiformes, Syngnathidae. Gene Ontology annotation, biological process: lipid transport across blood-brain barrier; fatty acid transport; lysophospholipid translocation. Gene Ontology annotation, cellular component: plasma membrane. Gene Ontology annotation, molecular function: lysophospholipid:sodium symporter activity; fatty acid transmembrane transporter activity.
GUCUCGCGUCUCCUCGUCUUCGCUGAAACCGUCUCCAGUCUCCACAGCCCACGACCGACUUUGAAGCUCACUCUUUGUCCAUUUCUGUUUCUUGCUGCUUUUUUCCCGCGUCGCGCAGGAGCUGCUCCGCCAUGGCCAAAGGAGAAGGUUGCGAGCAAUACUCCAACGCCAGUUUGCUAAAUAAAGCGUCGGAUUGUGACGGCAUCACGCAGUCUAAGAAGCACGAGCAGAGGAACAGAUUGUCCGUCUGCAACAAGAUCUGCUACGCCAUAGGUGGAGCGCCAUACCAGAUCACAGGAUGUGCCUUAGGCUUCUUUCUGCAACUCUACCUGCUGGAUGUAGCACAGCUGGAUCCCUUUUACGCCUCAAUCAUCCUGUUUGGGGGCCGUGCAUGGGACGCAAUAACGGACCCCACAGUGGGCUUCCUGGUGUCCCGCAGUCCAUGGACACGUUUUGGGCGCAUGCUACCCUGGAUCGUGCUGUCAACCCCUCUGGCAGUGCUCUCCUACUUCCUCAUUUGGUACGUCCCCCCCUUUGAGGACCGCAAAGUCAUCUGGUACCUCUUCUUCUACUGUGUCUUCCAGACCCUUCAGACUUGCUUCCAUGUGCCGUAUUCUGCCCUCACCAUGUUCAUCAGCACAGAGCAGAAAGAGAGGGACUCUGCCACUGCCUACAGGAUGACUGUGGAGGUUCUAGGCACCGUGCUUGGUACCGCCAUCCAGGGUCAGAUUGUGGGCAUGGCCAACGCGCCCUGCGUGCCAGGUCCAGGCGCCAUCUUGGCCAACAUGAGCAACUCGUCAGCAUCAGCCGGCCUCAACGGCACGGAGCACGUCAUCACGCUGCAGCACACGAGGACGGCCUACAUGAUCGCCUCCGGUGUCAUCUGCUUGAUCUACGUCCUGUGCGCCAUCGUGCUGUUCUUUGGCGUGAAGGAGAUCAAAGAGUCCAGUCGUCCCAAGUCCGAACCCUUAUCCUUCCUGCAGGGCAUCAAGCUGGUGAUGGGACACGGGCCCUACGCCAAACUGGUCAUGGUCUUCCUCUUCACCUCCUUAGCCUUCAUGCUCCUGGAGGGAAACUUUGCUCUAUUCUGCAGCUACACACUGGGCUUCAGAAACGACUUCCAGAACAUUCUUCUGGUCAUCAUGCUCUCUGCCACCCUCACCAUCCCCUUCUGGCAGUGGUUCCUCACCAAAUUCGGAAAGAAGACGGCAGUUUACGUCGGCACGUUGUCUGUAGUCCCCUUCAUGAUCCUGGUGGUGUGUUUGAAGAGCAACCUCAUCGUCACCUACAUCGUCUCCUUCGCCGCCGGAGUGGGAGUGGCCGCAGCUUUCCUUCUGCCAUGGUCCAUGCUGCCAGACGUGGUCGACGACUUCCAAGUCAACAACCCUCAGGCCACCGGACACGAGGCUCUCUUCUACUCUUUCUACGUCUUCUUCACUAAGUUCGCCUCCGGGGUCUCGCUGGGCAUCUCCACCCUCAGUUUAGAUUUUGCAGGCUAUAUCUCCCGAGGUUGCUCUCAGCCAGCAGAGGUGGACAUGACGUUGAAGGUUCUGGUGUCGGCCGCUCCCAUCCUCCUCAUCAUGAUCGGCCUGGCCAUCUUGUACACCUACCCUAUUGACGAGAACAAGAGGCAAGAAAACAGGAAGGCGUUACAAGACCAAAGGUAUGAAGCAGACUCUGAAACUGAAUCCACUGAACUUUCCCACAUGAUCUAAGAAGACUGACUCUUGUCCAAGAAGAAUUGGCCAUCAGACUCUUGUCCAACAAGACUGACUCUUGUCCAAGAAGACUUGGCCAUCAGACUCUUGUCCAAGAAGGCUGACUCUUGUCCAUGAAGGCUUGGCCAUCGAAGACUUGGCCAUCAGACUCUUGUCCAAGAAGACUGACUCUUGUAUAAGAAGACUGACUUGUGUAAGAAGACUAGGUGUUGUCCAAGAAGACUGACUUGUGUAAGAAGACUAAGUGUUGUCCAAGAAGACUGACUUGUGUAAGAAGACUAAGUGUUGUCCAAGAAGACUGACUUGUGUAAGAAGACUAAGUGUUGUCCAAGAAGACUGACUUGUGUAAGAAGACUAAGUGUUGUCCAAGAAGACUGACGUGUGUAAGAAGACUAAAUGUUGUAUGAGAAGACUGACUUGUGUAAGAAGACUAAGUGUUUUCCAAGAAGGCUGAAUUUUGUAAGAAGACUUAAGUGUUGUCCAAGAAGACUGACUUGUGUAAGAAGACUAAGUGUUGUAUAAGAAGACUGACUUGUGUAAGAAGACUAAGUGUUGUAUGAGAAGACUGACUUGUGUAAGAAGACUAAGUGUUGUCCAAGAAGACUGACUUGUGUAAGAAGACUAAGUGUUGUAUGAGAAGACUGACUCGUGUAAGAAGACUAAGUGUUGUAUGAGAAGACUGACUUGUGUAAGAAGACUAAGUGUUGUAUGAGAAGACUGACUUGUGUAAGAAGACUAAGUGUUGUAUGAGAAGACUGACUUGUGUAAGAAGACUAAGUGUUGUAUGAGAAGACUGACUUGUGUAAGAAGACUAAGUGUUGUAUGAGAAGACUGACUCGUGUAAGAAGACUAAGUGUUGUAUGAGAAGACUGACUUGUGUAAGAAGACUAAGUGUUGUAUGAGAAGACUGACUUGUGUAAGAAGACUAAGUGUUGUAUGAGAAGACUGACUUGUGUAAGAAGACUAAGUGUUGUAUGAGAAGACUGACUUGUGUAAGAAGACUAAGUGUUGUAUGAGAAGACUGACUUGUGUAAGAAGACUAAGUGUUGUAUGAGAAGACUGACUUGUGUAAGAAGACUAAGUGUUGUAUGAGAAGACUGACUUGUGUAAGAAGACUAAGUGUUGUAUGAGAAGACUAAGUGUUGUCCAGUCACGCUGCUACUUUCUUCAACAGGCUGCACAACAAGACUUUUUUUUGAAUUUUUUGGUUUUUUUUUUUGAAUAUUUCCUCUGUGAUAUGAACUCGCUGGCCAAAGCCUUACUUUUUCUACUGCCAAGACCUGCUGGUGUUUGCUCCCUCAUCAAAGUGCACAAGUAGUUUUUCUAGCUGACAUCCACAAACAUGAGGCCUUAGUUUCAGCUGAGUUGUCUGGCAGGAAGAAGGAAAAGCUCCAUCUUGUUUGAUGCAACAUCUGACUGACAAGUGCAAUGUGAAGGUGUGGACAGCCACAACUACAAAUGUUAUUUAAGUAUUUAUUAGAUCUGAUUUGAGCUGCAAAGUUGUGCAGUAUUUAGUACAUUUGACUUGAAAGCAUGUUGCUUCUCCGUGUGCAUGAUGGGAAGGAGAGAUGUUCAUAUCCCUGGAUGUGAUUCAUGUACAUACAGUCUCUAUGUUAUACAUAUUCCACAUGCUCCUGACAACUGGAGCCUUCAUGUAAACUUGUGUCAAAUAUUGUCUUUCAAAUCAUUUUCAUAUUUUGUAAUUGUUUCUCUCAUCUUGUAAAUGUUUGACUUGGAUUUCCCUGCUGAGGCUGUGAGCCAAAUGUGUGAGCUUUAAUCCUGGAGGGACUCACAAAUGCCUUGUACAUGUAAAUAUUGUAUGCAACACUUGUAAAUAUCUUUGAUAUCUUUGUGACUUGAUGUACCCGUGCUGUGCUUAUUUAAGGAGACCGUUUGAAGGCAACAAUAAAUGGAAAUGAGCUGAAA